AUAGACCAUAAUGUAAAUGUUACAAUACAGUCGUGGACAUAAAUGGCAACAUUUGAUUUGCACUCAUGCUUUUGCGCUCCCGUACGCAAAAUCCAGUUUUGAGCAAAUUAUAAACCACUACCAUUCAACCUCUACGUAUAUAAUGUUUGAGAAUACGACGCGCAGGAUUAGCCCAUCGGUGUAGAUUUUUGUGGGUCAUGCGGAAAAGAGCAGGAGGUAAAUAAAGAGACACGCGCUAAUAAACACGGGUAACGAUUUACUUUCACGCCCACAGUAGCAUUGCCAGACACUUUCUGUCCGAGCUGUUUAUACCUGUGUAAUCGGACACAUAAAGGAGUCGGAGAGAGUAAGAAAAGCAGAGAGCAAAAAGGUCUACCGUCAGCAGGACCGUAAGGUGGUGGUUAACAUUAAAACCCCUUUCCCAGGAUAUCUACUGGACCACAGUGGACAGGGAAGGUUUUGUCACCAUUUUUCCCGCUCAAAGGUGGUCUGAUUGGAUUUGCCGCUGCCUGGUGUUGCCAUGGCGAUGCGGGAGCUGGUGGAGGCGGAGUGCGGAGGAGCCAAUCCCCUCAUGAAGCUGACAGGUCACAUGACCCAAGAAGGAGGAGCUUGGCGGCACAGGUCAACGCCUUCUAUUCCCCCGACACCCAUUGAAAUAGCCACUGAGGAAGAGUUGGUGAAUGAGUUCAUGCAGCAGGCUCCUCCGCGCGCCCCCCACAGCUUUGACAUGGGCCAGCUGCUGGAGGAGAUGCAGCAGAUCGACCAGCAGAGCUACAGGCAGGCCCCACAGAGAGCUCCGGGAGUGGCAGCGUUGGCCCUGUCUGGUGAUUGGACAUCCGAGUUUCUGUCAGGAGCCGAGGCCGCCGGUGCCUCACAGGGGCAGGUUGGACUUGGAGAUCCAUCUGAUGCUGAUUGGACCAGAGAGUUCAUCACGGAUGGCACUGAUCCCGGGCGCUGGGCAGAGGAGUAUCUAGAGCAGUCAGAGGAGAAACUAUGGCUUGGAGAUUUGGGAGAGAGGGAGCAGGAAUGGACAAAAGAAUACCGGCCAGGAGACGAACUAAAGCAAACCGCCAACGAGCUAGUCGCAAAGGUUGACGACCCAAAGUUACAAAACACUGAGUUCCUGCGGUUCAUUAGGCAGAUUGGCGAGGGCAGUGUCACAGUGGAAGACAGAGCAGGCAAACAACACACAGAUAGAGCUCAGGCCCAGGAGGCUCAGAACUGGGCCUCCAACCUCAACCAGUUUCUGCAGGAGACUGGGGGAGGGUCUUUACCCUUGACAAGCCAGCAGUGGGAUCAGAAGAUUGCUAAAGCUAAGGCUAAUCAGGCACAGCAGUGGGCCACUGUCGUCCGACAGGUCUCCGUGGAGUCAGCGGAAUCGUGGGUAGAUGAGUUUGCCUCAGCAGGUCCAGAAUUCCAACAAGCUAAAGCUGCUGUGGAGAGCGAUGUAGACUUCUGGGAGAAGUUGCAGCAGGAGUGGGAGGAGAUGGCCAGACGCGAUGCGGAGAGUCACCCCUGGCUGUCUGACUUUGACCAGAUGCUCAGCAGCUCAUACGACAAGGGGUACCAGUUUGAGGACGACAACCCAUACAUAUCUCACCAGGACCCCCUGGCAGAGGGCGUGAGGAGGAUGGAGGCGGGGGACAUCCCCGGGGCCGUACGUCUGUUCGAGAGUGCCGUACAGAGAGAACCAGACAACCAGCUGGCGUGGCAGUAUCUGGGAACCUGUCAGGCAGAGAACGAACAAGAGUUUGCAGCCAUCAGCGCCCUCAGAAGAUGCAUAGAGCUGAAGAAGGACAACCUGACUGCUCUGAUGGCACUGGCCGUCAGUUUCACCAACGAAUCACUGCACAGGCAGGCCUGCGAGACCCUUCGCGAUUGGCUGAGGCACAACCCCGCAUAUCGGCCAAUACUGGAGCAGAGCGAACGGGAGCGAGAGAUGGACGGAGGGACCAAAGAGAGGGAAAAAGAGAGAGAGAGAUUCGGUUCCCUGUUGCCAGAGUCUUUGUUUAACGAAGUGCAGUCCCUCUUCCUGAGUGCGGCGAACUCUGACCCCGCCCGCGUCGACCCCCAGCUGCAGUGCGGGUUGGGAGUCCUGUUCAAUCUGAGUGGGGAGUACGACAAAGCCGUAGACUGUUUCACCGCAGCCCUCUCAGUCACUCCACAGGACUAUCUGCUGUGGAAUAAACUGGGCGCCACCCUGGCCAAUGGAAGCCGCUCAGAGGAAGCUGUUGCCGCCUACAGGAGGGCAUUAGAACUGCAGCCAGGCUUUGUUCGCAGUCGGUACAACCUGGGAAUCAGCUGUGUCAAUUUAGGAGCCCACAGAGAGGCCGUGGAGCACUUCUUGGAAGCCCUGUCCCUUCAGCGUCAGGCGUCCGGGGAGGGCAAGGCGGCGGGCCCCAGGCGUGGCCCGGGGGGCGCCGCGGCCACGAUGAUGUCAGACAACAUCUGGUCCACCCUCCGCAUGGCCUUAAGCAUGAUGGGCGAGAGCUCGCUGUACACGGCGGCCGACCGGCGAGACCUCGACACGCUGCUCGCCCACUUCUGUCAGAGGGAGGUCGAGGCAGGGAGAGAAUGAGGGCGGAGGAGGGCCGAGGGAGGGAGAAGGGGAGGAGGAGCGAUAGAGUGUGAGUGUGCACUUAGGGGAGGAAGGUGCCUGGGAGAAGUAGAGGGAGAAAACAUAAGCGAGGCCCCAUCCAAAAACAACCCAUAGCCCCAAACCUUUUAGGCUCUUCAUAUAGAUGGGAAAUCUUCAGAUAGGUACAAGCAACCUGGAAGUUGCUCCAUGCGUAUAAUGUUGGCCAUAUUGCUUACCAGGUUUUUUGGUUACUGAUGACUGAUUUUGAAGGGAAAUGAGUCCAACCCUGAUACAUAUCCCAUCUUCAUGAAAUGAGGGAGGGUCACUUGAGACAACUGGAGUGGGAAGAGAGACUGUGACUGUCAGCAACCAAAAGAAGUAUACAAUAUACACACUUUCCUCCAUCAGCAGGCUGCUCUUAUGAGCCUGGUUUACCCGUCUGUUCCUCCUCUGUCCUUUUCUUGUUUGUCUCAAUGCAGUAGAUGCUCACCCAGGCUAGUUCUGGUUGGUAACCCUCGGUCCUCAGCAUGUGGUGCAGGGACAGUCCGUUAAAACUUGAGGGGACACAUGAUUUUCAUUCAACACUAUUAACCAAAGAUUUAAACUUGCGUCAAGUUUGAAACUUUUGGUUUUUCUGAAGGAGUACACAUCAGGUAGCACAAAACAAAGUUGAGAUGGAAAAAUGUUUCACUGUAACAUUCAUGUUUUUAAAUGUCUCGUCUUUACAUGUGGCCUUAUUUUCACUCUUGACUGUCAAUCAGGUUUUUGGGGCAAAGAAAAUAUUAGCGUUUUCUAAGUCAUAACUUAUUAUUGAAUACACUACAAUUUUACCAUUUGUAAGAUUAUCGUAUAAAACAGUCUAAAACUGACAUUAUAUCAGAAUUUCCUUCCAGAUAAUUUUUCAGCACUUAUUCAAUUAUUUGUAUUCCCCCUCACCCAUUUCACCUGCUUUUACUAGUCCUCUGUUGUAGCGGCCAGGGGUAAAAAGCUAAAUAGAACAUAGAAACACUUGGGAGGACCUACCACCACAGAAAGUGAAAAUAAGGCCACAUAAAAAUAUGGGUGAACUUCCCUUUUUAUGUAGAUUUGUUUUCUGUUCUAAAUCUCUUUGACAAGAAGCAUUUACACUUUGGAUUAUUUGAAGGCUUAGUAAAACUGGCUUACUCAUCCUGAAUUAGUGGCUGAAGGUAGAAAAAAGUCCAUCACGGUUUUAUAGCUAGUUGGCUAUGGAGCACAGGAAAAGAAGUGCGUGUCGGUUUUUCAUUCUUCCCUUUAUAUCAGAGAAUGAAUUUUCCUCAGUCCAAUCAAUGACGCAUCGAUCCAUGGAGUGCCCUAGAGAAAUGAGACUGCUGACUUGUUAUACACACCAAGGUCAUAUUCACUAGAAAUUAAACCGAAGCAACAGGCCAAAGCGAGGAGGGGCCUACCAGAAUUUGUUUGGUUAGAUAGACGUUUGAAUUAAUAUGACCCAGCUUUGGACAAAGGAUGCUAUCCAUGUAGUUGUGAUGAUAUACCGAAGGAGGAGUCCUUGGACUCUUAACCUCUCUCGCCCCUUUUUUCAGACAAAGGCUUUUGCUGUAAAAUAAUUAGCUUAAUUGUAAAAUACUGCUUUUGCCAUAGUAUGUAUUGUACUAUAAUUAUUGUACCAUCUGUUUUCAAAAUAGUUAACCAAACUGUAAUGGUUAUUAAUGUAAUAUUCAGCAAUAAAACUGAUUGCAAAAAUUA
Esox lucius (northern pike) is the source of this 4303-nucleotide messenger RNA. RefSeq names its product peroxisomal biogenesis factor 5 (gene pex5). The coding region runs from base 521 to 2578 and encodes 685 amino acids. Gene Ontology annotation, cellular component: cytosol; peroxisomal membrane. NCBI's taxonomy places the organism in Eukaryota, Metazoa, Chordata, Actinopteri, Esociformes, Esocidae. Gene Ontology annotation, molecular function: protein binding. Gene Ontology annotation, biological process: protein import into peroxisome matrix, docking. The transcript is spliced from 18 exons. The record is from RefSeq and is a predicted model, not a curated record.